AUGAGGUCGAGAUCAUGGUACUCCCGCCUCGCGCUCCUUGCUGUGACGCCCCUGCUGGUUGUGCUGGCCCUGGCGCUCAGCAGCCCACAGCGGGAGGAACCGUCUGAGCUCACAACGUAUGUCCUGCCAAACAAGUACGACCAAUCGGUGGAGAAGAUGCAGGAGGAGCUGCAACGGGACUCCCUGCUGCCUGCCGGCGUGAUAGGAGCUGCGCAUCAUGUGCUCAGCUCCAUAGGAGGAAGGCUAGCGACGCUGCUGACGGGGUUGGGAUCGACGGAGGAGCAGCGGGAGGUCAAGAAGAUCUCAGUGGGGAAGCUCGACCAUCUCCUUGACGAGGUGGAGGACGGCACGAUUAGUGUUCAAGAGGUGAAGGCUCGACUGGACUACCUGAAGGAGUCGGAGAAGUCGAUCAGGGCACAGACAACCGAGCUCAUGGCGAAGCUGCACCAGAGACUUGUAGAGCUCGCGCAGCAGAACGAUGAGGGCUUCCUGGACCUGACGGCAUCUCCUACAUGCCUGGACCGCGCGGAGAAAGUGGUCCUGAAGGGCCUCAGGGGAUGCCUGGAAGGAAUGGGGAGCCGGGUCCGCGGGGCCCGCGAGGUGACAUGGGGGAACUGGGACCUCCUGGACCUCCUGGACCGCAGGGGAUCAGGGGCCCGCAAGGGGCAAUUGGAAUCCCAGGAGCAGGAGGACACGAAGGGCCCCCUGGUCCUCCUGGAGCUGAAGGUGCGAAGCUCGAUGCCUGUGAACGAGUAG
This is a messenger RNA of Guillardia theta CCMP2712, 756 nucleotides long. RefSeq lists its product as hypothetical. Bases 1 to 756 code for a protein of 251 amino acids. Lineage: Eukaryota; Cryptophyceae; Pyrenomonadales; Geminigeraceae. The record is from RefSeq and is a predicted model, not a curated record. The transcript has 5 exons.